This is a messenger RNA of Saccharomycodes ludwigii, 2301 nucleotides long. It is a transcript of the gene EXO84, whose product is annotated as exocyst subunit EXO84. Bases 1 to 2301 code for a protein of 766 amino acids. The record is from RefSeq and is a predicted model, not a curated record. Gene Ontology annotation, biological process: exocytosis; intracellular protein localization; Golgi to plasma membrane transport. The transcript has a single exon. NCBI's taxonomy places the organism in Eukaryota, Fungi, Ascomycota, Saccharomycetes, Saccharomycodales, Saccharomycodaceae. Gene Ontology annotation, cellular component: exocyst.
AUGAAAUCGUUAAAAAAGGCUACACAUCGUAGUAAUUGGAAAAAAAGUCAAAAGCAACAUGAAUCAAACAAUUAUACCAACAGCAACACAACUGUUAAUGCCAACACCAACAAUAAUGGACUUAAACAUACCACAAAGAAAAAAAAUAACAACAAUGAAUUAAUAUCCAAACCAUAUGAUCAAAUGAAAGUUCCUGAAAUUAACACAGAACAGAGAAAGAAAGUCGGCAGUUUAAUGCAAAGAAGGUUGUCUAUCCACUUAUCAAAAGAAGCAGCCGUUCCAAAUAUUGAUUUAAACACAGCACCAGCAUUGCCUAGCAAUAUCUAUACCAAUGUAACAGGAGAUAUAGACAGUAAGAAUAAAUUGGGAGAUUAUUCUAUCAGUGCUACGAGUCCCAUUGUGAAUAGACAAAAAACAUCAUAUAAUCCGAAUAUUCUUAGAAAAUUGCUUGGUGAUAAAAAUUUUCAAGCCAAAAAUUUUGUCAGUGACAGUUUGGGGGAUGCCACUGCUAGAGAAAUUGAUAAUUUUACCACAAGUUUAAAUCAAUUAUCUAAUGAAGUUAGUGAUGAAAUCAAAGACAAUAUCGACAAAAGUUAUAAAGAAAUUCUAGUGGUUAACAAAGAAUUAAACACUGCAACAGUUGAAUUGAAAAAAUUAAGGACAAAUAUUGAUGAAUUGAAUGAUGUUUUAAAAGAUUUCAAGAAAAUCGCCACAAAAAAAUUGGCAACUGCAAGUAAGCUGCAAAGUACUAUGUUACCGCAGCCCACUACGCCAAAACAAAAUAUGUUAGAAUUAGAACAACAGCAAUUUUCAAGCACUGAUAUGAAAAAUCGCAAAGAUAGGACAAGCGUUUAUAUGCUAGAAAAGAUAUGGGAAAAUGAGUUGAAUGUAUUGUGGAAGCAUGUUGAAGGUGCUCAAAAAUACGCACCUGCAAUUACCGGGCGUCAUAUUUUAACUGAAAGCAGUGAUUGGUUUGAAAUUAAUGUAGCUACUUUAAAGCCAUUAUAUAACGUUCAUCUUAUUGUGUUGAAUGAUCUUCUAUUGGUUGCUUCGAGAAAAUUUGUAAAUAACGGUAACACCGAUGCCAUAACAACUACAACAUCAAGUGACAUUAUACACAAUGCAUCAGAUGAACCAAAUUUGUAUGUUAUUCAAUAUGGCUUGUUAAGAGAUGUAAAGUGUCUUCCAAACGAGAAAGAUAAUAGAUUGUCGGUUUCUUUUGGUAAUAAUAAGGGCAUUUUUGUAUAUCAGUGUAGAAAGGGAAAGGAGUACACACGUGUUCUAAGUUGUAUCAGAUCAGCAAAGGAUGAAAUUCAAGAAUUCGCGCAGCAUGAAGAGGAAAAUGCAAAAAAAAUACGCGAUUCACUUCUUUAUUUACAAAAUGUAACUGGCAACACUCCGGUUGUUUCAAGUUCUGUCAGUCCUAGAAAAUCAUCUCAUGGCAGAACUCCUAGUUAUGGAACCAAUCCAGUUUUAAAUCUGAGUCCCGCGAAAAAGGAUGAUUUUGCAUUAAUGCAAAAUGUUAGUAUCUCAAUUAACUCUAUUACUAAAUCACGUGAUACAAAUUCUGGUACCUAUCAAAUAAAACAGGCAGAUGACAUGAUUGGAAAUAUUGGUAUAUAUUUAUCAAGAAAGAAUUUUAAAGAUGUUGUGAGAACCAUUGAUCAAGCCAUGGGUAUUCUGACUACAAUCAACAAGAAUUACAAAUUAGACGAUAAAGACGAAAUAUUAAGAAACGCCACCAAAGUAAAGUUGGAUGAAACAAAGCAAUUGGUAAUUGACAAAUUGAUGUCCAAUCUAAACAAUGAAUUAAUGGAUUUGACUGUUAUUACAGAUGGCGUUAAAUAUUUAUUGUUUCUAGAUGUUCCAGCAUACCAAGUUUUGGAUCUGUUUUUAACUAAUAGGUCAAACUACAUCAAAGAUUUAGGUAUAAGGGUUAGUAGUACUUUUUUAAAUACAGAUCUUUAUAUUCUAGAAAUUACCAUUAUUCGUUUUCAGAUAAUCAAAAAAGCGGUUGUUAUAUUUAAUGAGUUAUUUAGAAACAGUGAUUUCAAUAUGUUAUCAUCCACUUUGGCGGCAUGGGUUAGCGAUGAAAUCGAUUUGCAUUUUGAAUUAUUAGAAAAGGUUUUAUAUACAGAACCUGUUAUCACAUCUAAAUUUGUCAAAUCGUCUAGGAGGCAAAUUGAUGAAUUGAAAACCGUUGGAAUGGAUUUUGUUUAUAAAUUAGACAAAUUUAUGGCUGACAAUAAUAGUAAACUAGAAGCACACAGUAUCAAUGCCCCUCAGUUAGGUGUCAAAUAG